This is a messenger RNA of Cylicostephanus goldi, 356 nucleotides long. The record is from the annotation of a GenBank genome assembly. NCBI's taxonomy places the organism in Eukaryota, Metazoa, Nematoda, Chromadorea, Rhabditida, Strongylidae.
AUGAGGAAUUGUCAUUCAUACAUCCUUCUACUCACGUUCUUCGCUUUUGCGUUCUGCAGUCCACAGCAAAUAGGAAGGCAGAAUUACAGGGUGCGAGGUACUUUGAUGUGUGGAAAAAUGCCCGCCAAGGAUGUGAAAGUGAAACUAAUUGACGACGAUUUUGGACCUGAUCCCGAUGACGAGUUGGAUAGCGGCUACACUGAUGCAAAUGGUUUCUUUGAAUUAGCUGGAUUCACCACAGAACGUACCACAAUAGAUCCACACCUGAAGUUCUACCACGACUGUAACGAUGGCAUUACGGUAGGCGUGGUUUACCGAAGAGGGCAUAUAUACGCUAAAGUGUGUUCUUUCUAGCC